Molecule: messenger RNA, 738 nt
Organism: Vicia villosa (hairy vetch)
Lineage: Eukaryota; Viridiplantae; Streptophyta; Magnoliopsida; Fabales; Fabaceae
Product: protein FAR1-RELATED SEQUENCE 5-like
Exons: 2
Coding region: 1-738 (245 amino acids)
Source: RefSeq, a predicted model, not a curated record
AUGACUUUCACUUGUCGUGAACGUUUGCUUGAGUGGGUUCAAAAUGAAGCUAGUAAACUUGGAUUUGACUUUGUGGUAGCAAGCGUCAUUUACGGACUUCAUAAUCACGCAUUGGAAACCAAGCUACACGGGCAUCCAAUUGUGUGUAGGCUAAAUCGCGAAGAGAAGGAUGCUAUUUCAGAAUUAUUGAUAAUCAAAGUUAUGCCGAGAAACAUACUUGCCGAUUUGAAGCGUAAAAGACUAGAUAGUAUUUCAAAUAUCAAGAAAGUAUACAAAGAACGUUACAAACAUAACAUCUCGAAAAUAGGUUCGAGGUCAGAACUGCAACAACUUUUGAAACUUUUGGGUGAUAACCAAUACUUUUCAACGUACAGAGCUUGUGAGGACAAUGUUACCAUUCGUGACGUAUUUUGGACUCAUCCCGAAAGUAUUAACUUGUUCAACACAUUUCCGACCGUUCUUAUAAUUGAUUCAACGUGCAAGACCAACAAGCAUAGGCUUCCGCUUCUAGAAAUUGUUGGUGUGACCUUUACAGACAUGACAUUUUCGGUUGGAUUCACUUUUUUGGAAUGUGAGAAAGAAGAUAACGUUACAUGGGCUUUGGGAAAUAGCAAAACUUUAUUGGUUGAUCAAAACAAUAUGCUUAGUGUCACCGUUAACAGCCGAGAUAAUGCUCUUAUGAACGCGGUCGGUACCGUCUUUCCGACAUCUCUACAAUACUUUAUCGGUAUCAUAUAA